This is a messenger RNA of Drosophila takahashii, 972 nucleotides long. RefSeq names its product seminase. Gene Ontology annotation, biological process: proteolysis. The record is from RefSeq and is a predicted model, not a curated record. Lineage: Eukaryota; Metazoa; Arthropoda; Insecta; Diptera; Drosophilidae. Gene Ontology annotation, molecular function: serine-type endopeptidase activity.
CAUCGAGUAAGGCCACUUGCGGUGAUGAAUUUCCUCCACGAAGUCCUCCUGAUACCCCUGAUCCUGGGAAAUGUGGAAAUAGCAGCUGCCAAGUGGUGGAAUUCCUCUGCCAGGUAUCUGCAUGCCAGGCCGCCAGUGAAAACGGUGAUCAACAAUGGAUUACGCUUGACCGAGGGUGGACAUGUGGGCUCCUGGCUGCUGAGGAUCAUGGAUGGGAAUAAGUUUGCCUGCGGAGCCUCCUACUACAGUGCUCUGUACGCAAUCACCUCGGCGAACUGCAUGCACAGCUAUCGGUCGAAGGUUCAGUCCCUCAGCGUGGAGUUCCUAACGCCGGAUGAGCAGCAGGAGGCUCCGGGAGAUUCGGGUGAUGCCUCCUUCGCCCUCAUCCGCACUAUUUUCACACCAAAAGAUUGGCAUUGGCCGGAUACCUACAUGGAUGUUGCCGUGCUAAAACUGAGCCACCGCCUGCGUGGCAAUCUGAAAGACUUUGUGACGCUCUGCAGCAAGCCGCUGAGUUCGUACGACCUUCUGUCGGUGGUCUCCUGUGGCGCAGGACCCACCGAGAGUGUGGGAACCGAGGGGGUAACCGUCCUGAAUCGCAUGGACUGCGAGUUGCAGUACGGCGGCGUCGUCCUGGGCGAAACAAUCGCGUGUGCCAAGGAAUUCAAGCAGAAACCGGGCUGCAUGUUCAGACCAGGCUGUCCGGUGACCUCGGGCGAUCAGCUCUGCGGCAUCGUCGCCUGGGGUCCUGCGUGCAAGAGGCCCGGAAUGCCGGGCAUCUUCACCGACAUCGAUCAGGUGCGCCAGUUCAUCCUCAGGGCGAUCAGCGGCAAGGGCAGGGUCACUGGUGGCAGUCAGCACGGAAAAUCCGAGGCGGACGACAUCCCCGAGUGGCACUCCGGCUUCUGGUUGAGCCGAUAAACUUCUGUUUCUUAAAUAAAAUUUCUGUCAUUUCAAAAUAAAAAAAAAAAA